Molecule: messenger RNA, 2574 nt
Organism: Morus notabilis
Lineage: Eukaryota; Viridiplantae; Streptophyta; Magnoliopsida; Rosales; Moraceae
Product: pentatricopeptide repeat-containing protein At4g35130, chloroplastic
Exons: 1
Coding region: 145-2538 (797 amino acids)
Biological process (GO): RNA modification
Molecular function (GO): protein binding; RNA binding; zinc ion binding
Source: RefSeq, a predicted model, not a curated record
UAUAACUGUAUCAGUACUCGUUUUAUAUCACUUCCAGACUCUUGAGGAAAACGUAAUGAAGUGACGCUUUUGAUUCUCGGAGUGCUACUCCAAGGUUGCGACGUCACUUCUCUAGUGCUUCUUAGAUCCUGAAACUCUCCAAAAAUGGCCGCAACAUUAUCUCAUCAGUACCACCACUGCCACAAUUCCAUAUCAGCGAUAAAACUUUCGGAGAAACGGCUAACCGAUUCCAAGCCCAGAACUUCGAUACCGAUUCCAAGUUGUAGAAGAAAACCAAAGAACUCAAUCGAAAAUCGCCGAGAUUCGUCGCUCAGACGGGCUAUUCGGAAUCAUGUCGAUUCUGGGCAAAUGAGGGAAGCGCUUGAAAUCUUCGAGAAAAUGGAUUGUUCCGAGACGUAUGUUUGGAAUCUUAUGAUUAGAGGGUUUACGGAUAAUGGGUUGUUUUUCGAGGCCAUUAAUUUUUAUCGCAGAAUGGAGAACCAAGGAAUUCAAGCGGAUAACUUUACCUACCUAUUUGUGAUCAAGGCUUGUGGUGCUUCGUUGUCGUUUUUCGAAGGACAAAAGGUCCAUGGAAAGUUGUUUAAGGUUGGGUUGAAUUCAGAUGUUUGUGUCUGUAACUCGCUUGUUUCUAUGUAUGGGAAGUCUGGUUUUAUCAAGCUUGCAGGCGAGCUGUUUGAUGAAAUGCCUGUGAGAGAUCUCGUAUCUUGGAAUUCCUUGGUUGGUGCAUAUGUGGCUGUUGGGGAUGGUAGAAACUCGUUAGCUUGUUUGUUGGACAUGCAAGCAUUUGGAAUGACGCCUGAUCGGGUCAGCAUGAUUAGCGCGCUGAAAGCUUGUUCCAUAGAGUGUUUUAUCCGAAGCGGGAAAGAAGUUCAUUGCCAAGUUCUUAAAUGUGGGUUUGAAUUGGAUCUCAUGGUUCAGACUUCGCUUCUUGACAUGUAUAGCAAGUGUGGUAGGGUGGAUUAUGCGGAGAGAUUGUUUCGAGAGAUUUCUCAGAAAACUAUUGUGGUUUGGAACGCGAUGAUGGGAGGGUUUGUUCUGAAUUCGCAGCCUCAAAAGUCAUUUGCUUGCUUGAAAAAGAUGCAAGAAGAUGAUAACUUGAGCCCUGAUGCUAUUUCAAUCAUAAACUUCCUCCCCUCAUGUGCCCAGUUUGGAGCCUUCUUGGAUGGUAAAUCUUCUCACGGAUAUGCCAUUAGAAAAGGGUUUCUCCCUCAUGUUGUGUUGGAAACUUCUUUGAUUGAUUUAUAUGGUGCCUUUGGAAAACCAAAAUUGGCGGAAUAUAUAUUUGGUCAAAUGGAAGAAAAAAGCCUGGUAACUUGGAGUUCCAUGAUUUCUGCUUACGUACAAAAUGAACAGAAUGAGGAAGCAUUAAACCUAUUUCUAGAACUCUUGAUAAAGCCUCUACAACCAGAUGCUAUUACAUUGGCAAGCGUCCUACCCGCAUACUCUGAAGUGGCCACGCUUAAGGAGGGGAAGCAAAUUCAUGGUUAUAUAUCAAAAUCAGAACACCGCUCAAAUACGUAUAUCUUGAAUUCACUUGUCUACAUGUAUGCAAAGUGCGGCGAACCAGAGACUGCUCGAGCAAUUUUUGACCGCAUAUUGUUUAGGGACGUGAGUUCAUGGAACACUAUUAUUAUGGCUUAUGCCAUUCACGGUUUUGGAAGAAAAUCAAUCGAAUUGUUCUCCAUGAUGAGAGACGAGGGCAUCAGACCCAAUUACAUCACAUUUGUUUCCUUGUUAACAUCUUGCAGCACAUCUGGCAUGGUCGACGAGGCGUGGAGAUUCUAUAACUCAAUGAAGAGGGACUACAACAUUGUUCCCGGGAUAGAGCAUUAUGGCUGUAUCCUUGAUCUUAUCGGUCGAACAGGCAAUCUUGACCGAGCCAAGAAUUUUAUUGAAGAAAUGCCAUUGACACCCACAGGCCGAAUCUGGGGAUCAUUACUAACGGCUAGUAGAAACCAUAGAAAUAUUGAGCUCGCCGAACAUGCUGCGGAACACAUUUUUGCUUUGGAACAUGAUAAUACAGGGUGUUACGUUUUGCUUUCGAAUUUGUAUGCCGAAGCUGAAAGGUGGGCAGAUGUGGAGCGGAUAAAAUCACUAAUGAAACAAAGGGGAAUCAAGAAAACUGUUGGAUGGAGCUUGGUUGAGAGUACUACAUCAAGUAAGCCUUACAAGUUCAUCAAUCAAGAUAAAUCACACGUUCAAACAAACAUUAUCUAUGAUGUCUUGAGCAUACUCUUGAGGAAGAUAGGGGAAGAGAAAAGUGUCCAUGGAAUGAUCAAGUUAAAGCCACAAGAUUUGAAGAACAACAGAGCAUAUUCCGCAGAGAAUCACAGUGUGAGAUUGGCAAUCUGUUUUGGCUUGAUCUCCACAAAAGUUGGAAAACCUGUUCUUGUGAGGAAAAACACAAGAAUUUGCAAAGAUUGCCAUAGUGUUGCAAAGAAGAUUUCGGAGAUUACCAAGAGAGAGAUAGUAGUAGGGGACUCUAAAGUUUUCCACCAUUUUAGAGAUGGGAAUUGCUCAUGCGGUGAUUAUUGGUGACUGUUGGUAAUUAAAAAAAGAAAAAAGGUUGGUGAA